This is a messenger RNA of Alnus glutinosa, 519 nucleotides long. RefSeq lists its product as uncharacterized. Bases 1 to 519 code for a protein of 172 amino acids. The transcript is spliced from 3 exons. The record is from RefSeq and is a predicted model, not a curated record. NCBI's taxonomy places the organism in Eukaryota, Viridiplantae, Streptophyta, Magnoliopsida, Fagales, Betulaceae.
AUGGGAAACUUUUACGAAAAUUUCUCCAUGCAUACUGAAUAUGGAGCAGUGGCAGCAACUGCAGCAGCCAUCAUCAUCUUUGGAGGCAUUUAUGUUGCAUGGGAUUAUGCAAGUCGUGCUCUAAAAAGAAAACAUGUUCUGUCGAGGUCCAUGUCCAUUGGGGUUCUCCAUGGUGGCAAACUGUCGUUGCAGAGAAUGAUUAAUUAUCAUCAAGCCGGAGCAGAUCCACAAAUAGCAGAUAGACCUGAGAAUGAUUUGAAUUCAUUACUUAACGCCACGCAUCCUGAUUUAUGGAAGCUGCGGUUAUUCAAUUUUCGUAACCGCGAGCGCUCCACCUUAGACGAUUGUGAAUUUUGCUUGAGGCUGGAAAUGAGUGGAAAAGAAGACGAGGCAGUGAGAACACUAGAAAAAGCAUUUAUAAAGACCCGGAAGGAUCGGAAAGCACAUGAAGCCUACGAGAUUGAAAUGUUAGUUGUGGAAAUGCUUAUCUACAAGGUGUACUUGAACUUCACACCCUGA